This is a messenger RNA of Microsporum canis CBS 113480, 1614 nucleotides long. RefSeq names its product 6-phosphofructo-2-kinase/fructose-2,6-bisphosphatase. Bases 1 to 1614 code for a protein of 537 amino acids. The record is from RefSeq and is a predicted model, not a curated record. Lineage: Eukaryota; Fungi; Ascomycota; Eurotiomycetes; Onygenales; Arthrodermataceae. Gene Ontology annotation, biological process: fructose metabolic process; fructose 2,6-bisphosphate metabolic process. Gene Ontology annotation, cellular component: cytosol. The transcript has 11 exons. Gene Ontology annotation, molecular function: fructose-2,6-bisphosphate 2-phosphatase activity; ATP binding; 6-phosphofructo-2-kinase activity.
AUGGAUACCCUACUAACCGCCGAUGUCGUCGCGAGUGCACCUCGUUUUCGACGGAAGUCGUCAACCUUUGUUGAUGCUAUUCAUGACAUGCCGGAAAUGCCAGCUUUAGCUCCAGCUCAACUUUAUAGUACCGAAUCCGGCCGUCUCUUCCAUUCUGGACGGAUUGUCAUUAUCACGGUUGGGUUGCCAGCCCGGGGUAAAACGCAUAUAUCUGUAGCUCUUGCUAGAUAUCUUAGAUGGCUAGGAGUGAAAACCCGUAUUUUCCAUCUUGGGGACUAUAGACGAGCUACGGUUGGCGUAGGUGCUGAGCUGCCAGAGGACUAUUUCUUUGCAAAUGCAUCUGCGUCAUCCGUCCUUCUUCGACAGAAGAUUGUUAAGAGAUGCCGUGAGGAUAUAUAUCGGUUUUUGAACCAUGAAAAUGGACAAAUUGCCAUAUAUGAUGCUGUUAACCCCCUUGCUGCUGGAAGAAUAUCUCUCUCAAGAGAGUUUGCGAAACAAGAUAUUGAGACUUUAUUUAUUGAAUCAUCGUGCAGCGAUGAGCGUAUAAUCGAAGAGAACGUACGACGAGUGAAGAUCUCAUCUCCAGAUUAUGUGGGAUGGGAUUCUCAAGUGGCUGUAAAAGAUUAUUUAGCUCGAAUUUCUGCCAGGAUUCCACUCUUUGAAACGAUGCAGGAACAAGAACUAAACUAUAUUAAGAUGUUUAACGCUGGUGAGAAGAUGAUGAUAAACAAUCGCGGGUUUGGUUACCUCCACCAUCGAAUUGUGUUCUACCUCUUGAACCUCCAUAUCAAAAAUAGGCGCACCUACUUCGUCAGGGCCGGUACAUCCAUGGUAUCAGACUCAUAUAAGGCAGACUCCUCGCUUUCGUCUACGGGGGAAGAUUAUGCCCGCAAGAUGACUGAUACACUUAUUAAACAUCGGGAGGAGGAAAGAAAAAUUCUACUAGAACAGGGUGAGCCCGAUCCGCAACUCAGACCACUUAUUAUUUGGUCCUCAACCCGGCGCAGAUCUGUAGAGACUGCACAAUUCCUUCGGUUACAGGGAUAUAGAGUCCGGCAUCGUUCUCAGAUGAGCCAGUUGAACCCUGGGGUUUGCGAAAAAAUGUCUGAAGAACAGAUCAGAAAAGAAUAUCCUGAUGAAGUUGAAAUGCAUGACUUAGAUCCAUAUCAUCAUAGAUACCCCAGAGCUGAGUCUUAUCAUGACUUGGCCGUGCGGCUUGAGCCUGUAAUCCUUGAGCUAGAGCGCGAGCAAAAUGACCUUCUUAUUAUCGCACAUGAAAGCGUUUUAAGGGUGCUAUAUGGUUAUUUGAUGGCGUGUAACUCGACCGACAUCCCUUUUUUGUCCUUCCCACGAGACCAGAUAAUUGAGAUAAUCCCUGCCAGCUAUAAUAACCGGGCAAAGCGCAUACAUAUCCCAGACCUUCCACCAGAGAUUGUUCCAGGGUCACCAGAGGACAUUAAAAUUCCCGUGCCACAGAGUGGUAUCGUUUCACCAAUGCCUGGUGGUGGGUUGGAUGGCUCUUCAUUCGAAGGAGGUCCAACCCCGCAACUCGGAUUUAGGACACUCAAGCAUCCAGAAAAGAUUUCCCAGCAUCAUGCUGAAGAUGUCGUUUGA